ACUGUGGACGCCGUGCGAGUGCUUUUCUCAAUUGCAAUUUUCGGGGUUGUUUCUUCUCGUUGAAUCACGAGGAUGGCGGUGCCGGCUCCUCAGAAACGUUACUAUCGGCAGCGUGCUCACUCCAAUCCAAUGGCGGAUCACGCCUUCGAAUACCCUGUUAGGCCUGAGGAGAUGGAUUGGUCUCAGUACUACCCUGAAUACUUCAAACCACACUCUGACAAGGAUCAUCACGAUGAUGACAAAGAUGUAACCGAUAAUAAUUUGAAAUUUCAAGUGGAAUUUGCAGACAUAGGGUGUGGCUAUGGAGGCCUACUGGUGGAGUUAUCUCCUCUCUUUCCCAAUUCACUAAUUCUGGGGCUAGAAAUCAGAGUGAAGGUAUCUGACUAUGUCAUAGAUCGGAUCAAAUCCCUAAGAGCUUCAAACCCUGGAAAAUACCAGAACAUCGCUUGCAUCAGAAGCAACGCAAUGAAGUACUUGCCAAACUUCUUCAACAAGGGACAGCUGAGCAAGAUGUUCUUUCUUUUUCCGGAUCCACAUUUUAAGAAGACAAAACACAAAUGGCGGAUUAUUAGCUCAACGUUGCUGGCUGAGUACGCCUAUGUUCUGCGUGUGGGGGGUUUAGUUUAUACCAUUACUGAUGUGCAGGAAGUACAUGAGUGGAUGGUCAAACACUUCACAGAGCACCCCUUGUUUGAAAGAGCACAACUAGAGGAUCUGAAGGAUGAUAUCAUUGUCGAUCGUCUGGGUGUAUGUACAGAAGAAGGCAAAAAAGUAUUAAGGAGUGGUGGACAGAAUUUUACUGCAGUGUUCCGACGAAUUGAGGGGAAAAACCCGAAGCUAAAAACUGAAGGGGAAAAGUCUUGAGAAGAGCACCCUUUGCCUUGAUUUACAAGGAAAGUGACUGUAGAAAAACACACUGCUUGGUUGGAACACACUUGGUGUCCUCUAUUUUAGCCGCAUAAAUCAGAGAUGCUACAUUAAAGAGUUCCAUUUCACUUUUUUUAUUAUAAAACCAGAUAAAAGAAAACUAGCAUGGAAAAAGUUGAUAACUAUACUCACAUGUGGGUAGGUAUUUCAGUGUGCCGACAGGGGAAGCAUUGAAAAUCUGUUUCCUUAUAUAUCAUUUUUGAGAUGUUCUGUUUUUCCCAAAGAUUCCCAAAAAAAUAAGGAAUACUUAAUUACCUGAUGUGAUGCAAACUAUUCAGUGUGAUUUCCUGCAAGUUAUCACCAUAUCUGCUGUUUAUUCUAGCAUGUUUGUAUUGUUGCUGUGAGAUAGGUGUGAUAACUUGUUGAUUCUGAGACAUUUGCUUAUACCUGCACAUUCUAUCACUGCUACUUGAAUUGCAACAGCAAUCGCACUUCAGAAAUAAUUUAGAAGCUUUGGAGCAUCCUGUGAUCAUUUAAAAAAAGAAAAUGACGGCUUUUUCUCUUGACACCUUAGGGAAUUUAUCAGAUGUGCUCAAUGCUAUGUUACUGUCCUAAAUUACUUUGAACUUUUGGUAUAACUGUCCUUGGUGCAAUCCACCUCCGGUUUAUAUGAUUUGCCAAGUCAGAAGGGUAUGGAUUCAAAUCCUAUUUCAGAAAUGUGAAAUUUGGCUGGCUGUGUGGUGUGGAACUGAGGGAGUGAUGCAUUGUUGGAGGUUUCAAAGGUGAGAACUUUUUUUGUUCAAAUAAAAAUCAUUUGGCACCAAAGGAGCAAUAUGCCACUGGACUGGCCAAAUUUCCUCCCUCUACAUUUGCCACCAAUAAUAGACCAACUGUUUAUCCAUUUAUUUUUCUAUUCCUGGGACUUUGAGGUGCCUAGAUUGACCAUUUGCAGCGUAGAAAAUAUUUCAGAGUUAAGUGAGCUACCUUUAAAACCAAAAUUGUUGUCAUUAUUUAUAUGGCAGGUAUAACCUUAGAUCUUAAUCAAAGUCAAAAUUUUCUUUAUCCUUUUAUUCAUAUUCCUAUCUGUCCUGCUGGAUAACAUUUUUAAAAGAUGGGAUAUAAUUGUACAGUGGAGGAACGUGACCUUCAGCCAGCAUGCCCAUGCCAACCAUCAAGUACCUAUCCACACCAAUCCCAUUUACUAGUACUUCGUCCAUAGCUUUCUGUGUGUUGGUAAUUCGUGCUCAUCUAGAUAAAAUGUAAAGUUUCUGCCUCUAUCAACUUUUCAAGCAGUGUGUUUCAGAUUCCAUCCACCCAGUGAGUGAAAUAAUCCUUCCUCAGAUCCCCUUUGAACCUCCCAAUCUUAUCUUUAACCUUCUGGUUUUGGACACCUCUGAAAUGGGGAAAAGUUUCCUUCCAUCUACCCAAUCCUCACUCCUCAUAACUUUGAGCACCUCUAUCAGGUCUUUCUUUAGUUUCUUUCACUCCAAGGACAAAACGCAGCCUAUCUGGUGUGUCCUCAUAACUGAAACACUCCAUUUUACACAACAUCCUGUUGAAUCACCUCUAUACGCUCUCCAGUGUAACCAUGUCCUUCCAAAGUAUGGUUAGCAGAACUGCACACAAUAUGCAGCAGUGGCCUAACCAAUGUCUUAUAAAAUUGUACCAUAACCUUAUAUUCUGCAGCUUGGCCAAUAAAGACCCAUAUCCACCUUAACCUCCAUACCAAUCUGAGCUGUCCCAUUAUUUUGGGCACCUUUGGCCUUGUACACCAAGGUCCCUCGGAUGUUUGUAAUGAUUUGCAGUUCAGUGUUCUAAACACCUCCACUUGCAUUCUCUUAAAGAAUCAGGUUUUGAGAAAGCUGGUUCCACUGCCAAAUUGUUUCAGUGCCUGUGCUGAUAUUAGAGCUUUCCCACAGUAGGCUUCGGGUUCAUUGCAACAUCUUUGCUAAUCUAAUCAUUUAAGACCUAUGAACCUACAUUGUGUGUGGUAGACUUUGAUAAUGGACCAGAUUCAACUAGCUCAUGCAUACUUUGACAGCAGUCGUAGAUCAAGUUUAUUGUUCUGUCCUAGAUACCAAAUUUUUGGCCAUUUAAGUCAAAAUUGCCGUUUUCAGACAGGUGGGUCAGAAAUUAUAGCACAAGACUUAGAAAAAGAUAAUAAUUAACUGAAAGGUCAUCAUGUGAGUUAAGGCUGUAAAGAACCAGAAAUGUUUAAAGCCUUUCAAACUUUUGACUUAGAAUAUGUUAAUUGGGUAAGGGUUCUUUUUGGUUGUAAAGAGUGUUUUGUAGACUUGUUCUUGCAUCUUUACAAAUGAAAACAGUUUAAGAAGGGAUAUCUGUAUUUUGUUCUGCGUAUGCAGACACUCUUCUCCCAUUUUGUUUACUUUUGCCUGCAUUUUCAAGCUAUGAAGCUCCUGUCAUUUUGGGUGGAAUAAGGAAAUUUAUGAAAUUGCAUUCAGAAUUUCAAAACUGCAGGUUUCUGUUCAUAGCUUGUGUGUGUUCAGUAAAGUAUUUCAAUUUGUGAAAUGCAAGUUUCUCUCCCUUUAUUACAAUUAGCCUGGCCUUGUAUGAAAAGAUCAUAACUACACAAAUUUUGGACAAUAAUUGCACUAUGAAUGACCAAAAGCUCUUUUUACUGAACCAUUGGAUGGACCUUAAAGAAUAUUGCUGCAAUUUCACUCUUUCAAUAACAGUACAUCAUGUGAGCAAUACCACGAGAUAGUGAACACAUCUCAAGAAAUUGGAAUAUAUGCAGUUACUGUUUGCUAUGCAUCAGGCUUAAAUUAAAAUUUAAGUCGGUAAAAGAUAUUUUAGUCAGUAAAAGUGUUUGAAUUUCCAGCAAUACUUUCUUCAUAGGUACUGUCAGACUCGAGGAUGACUUGCUUCUACUUCUGUUCUGAGGUGAUUGAUGAGACUAAUGUGGGGUCCACAGACAUUGCUGCAGGAGAGGUGGUCAAUUGGGUCGUUUGUAGGGGUGGUGCAUUCCUCCUGCCAUUUACACACUGCUUUCAUGUGUGUCGGUGUCACCUGCAAUGCUGCUCCUCCAGUUUGAGUGGCCAUUUGUUUCCAAAAGUCUGGUGAUGUUGUACUUUGAAGAAGGUUUGAGAUUAUCUUCAUUUUUUCUUCUAUUCAUCUGCUAAUCUUAUGUUAUGAUGGAGCUUUGAAUAGGAUAUAAACUUUGGGAGUCUGACGAAUAAACUCUACUCGGGCUUCCAGCCGGGUACAGGUACUGUAUCAAUUAUAACCAGCAUUUUGAUGACAAACUCUGCCAUCUUUGGGGAUGAAGAAGUUGACAGAGUUUGUCUUUGAAACGUCAGUUAUAAUCAAUACCUAUAUUCGGCUGGAAGCCCCAGGGGAGAUGAUUCAUCAUAUAUGCCAGGAAUGCACUAAAUUCUUUUUUGGGAGUCUGAUGUUGGCCAUGCAAGUGCUGUCAUCUUCCUAAAGCAGCUGGCUGACUGUAAUUAGGGCCUCAGUGCUGGGCUGUUAGCCUGGGAGAAGAUGCUAAUGAUGGCUUGCUUCUCCUGCCAGUGGGUUUGGAGGAUUUCACAGUGAUAUUGUUGGUGGUCUCUCCCCAGUGUCUCAAACAGACUCCAGGUCUCAGUAGCAUAUAGGAGUGCAGGGAUCACUGCUGUCAGUAUGCCAUGAGUCAUUCACUGGGUUUGAGGUCUUAAACCGCAACACCCUUUUUCCUCAGAUGACACAAAAUGGCCUGC
Mobula hypostoma (lesser devil ray) is the source of this 4583-nucleotide messenger RNA. RefSeq names its product methyltransferase 1, tRNA methylguanosine (gene mettl1). Gene Ontology annotation, biological process: tRNA methylation; RNA (guanine-N7)-methylation. Gene Ontology annotation, molecular function: tRNA (guanine(46)-N7)-methyltransferase activity. Gene Ontology annotation, cellular component: tRNA methyltransferase complex. The transcript is spliced from 6 exons. The record is from RefSeq and is a predicted model, not a curated record. The coding region runs from base 73 to 864 and encodes 263 amino acids. Lineage: Eukaryota; Metazoa; Chordata; Chondrichthyes; Myliobatiformes; Myliobatidae.